Linderina pennispora is the source of this 1770-nucleotide messenger RNA. RefSeq names its product chitinase. Bases 28 to 1293 code for a protein of 421 amino acids. The transcript has a single exon. Gene Ontology annotation, molecular function: chitinase activity; chitin binding. Gene Ontology annotation, biological process: carbohydrate metabolic process; chitin catabolic process. The record is from RefSeq and is a predicted model, not a curated record. Gene Ontology annotation, cellular component: extracellular region. NCBI's taxonomy places the organism in Eukaryota, Fungi, Kickxellomycota, Kickxellomycetes, Kickxellales, Kickxellaceae.
UUCUUAAUAUCUCACUCUCUUUGCGAAAUGAAGUUCAAGACCAUCUUCUCUGCUGCCACUGUGGCACUUGCACUUUCCGGAUCUGCCCUUAGCAUGGUGGUAGGCGGGUACUACCCAUCGUGGAAGAAAGCGCAAACGGCAUCUAUCGAUCUAAGCAAGUACACGCACAUCUACAUGGCGUUCGGUAUCCCGUCUUCCUCUGGAACCUUUGCUUUUGAUGGCGACUGGUUCCUGCCGCAGGUUGUCAGCGACUUGCACGGCAAGGGCGUCAAGGUGUUGAUGUCGGUCGGCGGAUGGACCGGAUCAAACCACUUCUCAAACAUUGUGAAGGACCCAUCAACCAGCGCGAACAUGGUCAAGAGCUUCGUUGACUAUGUCAAGACAAACAACCUCGACGGUAUUGACAUUGACUGGGAGUACCCAGGGCGCCUUGGUGACAACUGUAACGUUUUCGAUCCCGCGAGUGACACCCCAAACUACCUCAAGUUCCUUCAGUCGCUUCGUUCCGAGUUGGACUCCGCCUUUGGCGCCGGCAAGAAGCUGAUAACACUUGCGCUUCGCGUCCAACCCUUCGAUGUGAACGGCUCUCCGUCCUCGGAUGUCUCUGAGUUUGCCAAGGUCGUUGACUACGGCAAUCUGAUGCAGUACGACAUCAACGGCGGCUGGAACCCAGAGACCGGGCCCAAUGCGCCGUUCAAUUUCGAGCAGGGCAAGGGCAUGCAGGUCUCGUUUGUGUCUGCUAUUGAGGACUGGACCAAGGCUGGGUGGCCGGCAAACAAGCUGGUUGCGGGUGUCGGCUUCUAUGGACGCUCCACUAUUGCCAAGGAGGACAUGUCCAAGGAUCCCCAGAACCAGUACCAGCCGCAGGAGUCGGUUGUCCCUCUCGGUGACUCAGAGGACGCCUCAUGGUACGAUGUCUGUGCUGGGUCCACUGCCAACUCUGGAACCUGGCAGUGGAAGCACCUGCGUGACCAGGGCGUCCUGACAUCGGCCAAUACUGCUGCGUCUCCGUGGGUGCGCCAGUGGGAUUCCACCUCGCAGACGCCCUGGCUGUUCAACCCGUCGACCAAGCAGUUUAUCUCGUAUGAUGACCCGGAGAGCAUCGCAAUCAAGAUGAAGUAUGCGUCGUCCAAGGGAUUGGCUGGCGCGAUGGUGUGGUCCGUCAACAUGGACACUCCCGGCGGCGAGCUGAUGAGUGCGGUCCGCUCGUUUGGAAGUGGUGCCACCAGACGCGAUGCUGUGCCGCUGGCUGUUUCAUCCGCGCCUGCAGCUAUGGCUACCAGCGGUGCAUAGAGUGUCUGCUCAACCCGCUGUGCGACUGGUCGUGCAUGCGGGUCGUCAUCCCGACAGCCCCUCUAGCUAUCCAUUUAACCCCUCUCAGCUGUGUUUUAAAUACCCCAAAUUGAGCUAUGGUUACAUUUCCAACUUUUUUCGGCUACCGAGCCCAAAUCGGGCGACAGCUGAGUGUGAAGGCCGAUUUGGGGAGAGCCCUAGCUUAAGCGCCGAUCACCUCACGUGUGACAGCGGUGGUACUAUCGAGGGUUUACGCUGGGAAAUAGCCUUUUGCAUCUCAGGAACAUGUGUGUAUAGUAGUAUAUACGGUGCUAAUGCCGGCUGACGCAUUGGCGCCCAAGUAUGCGCGCUCUGGGACUAUAAAGAGCCCAGCAUAUUCGGUCUCCUCAACCAAGGCCCGUUAGCAAGCUCAGCAGUUCGCUAUUUGCAGUUUUCCGUUAUUUUUCUGUACGUCUUCCCUAUCAACCAGCACUUCCU